Molecule: messenger RNA, 2399 nt
Organism: Phyllopteryx taeniolatus (common seadragon)
Lineage: Eukaryota; Metazoa; Chordata; Actinopteri; Syngnathiformes; Syngnathidae
Gene: cdkal1
Product: CDK5 regulatory subunit associated protein 1-like 1
Exons: 15
Coding region: 155-1846 (563 amino acids)
Biological process (GO): tRNA methylthiolation
Cellular component (GO): endoplasmic reticulum
Molecular function (GO): 4 iron, 4 sulfur cluster binding; tRNA (N(6)-L-threonylcarbamoyladenosine(37)-C(2))-methylthiotransferase activity
Source: RefSeq, a predicted model, not a curated record
UCUCACGGUACUGUAGUGUCAGAAAAACAUGGCGGACAAGGAGUUUUGACGCGUCCGUCUUGCUGCUACAAAUGCUUACUUUCACGUCUCUUGACUUGUUCUUGCUUGUGAAUUCGACUCGAAGUGAUCAAACAGCCACAUUUCAAUCGAGAUCAUGCCUUCGGCCUGCGAUGCUCCGAUUGACGACAUUGAGGACAUGGUGUCUCCUAGUGACCCCACCCCUCAUGACAGGCAGUCUGCUAGGAGGAGUAUCAUACCCAGGUCCAGGAAAAAAAAAGACAUUUUGAACAGCGAGGAGCUCCAAGCUGACAGUCUAAUUCCCGGCACCCAGAAAAUCUGGAUGAAAACGUGGGGCUGCAGUCACAACAACUCAGAUGGGGAAUACAUGGCUGGACAGCUUGCUGCGAGUGGAUACAAAAUGACAAAUGACCCAUCAGAAGCAGAUUUAUGGCUUCUGAACAGCUGCACUGUCAAAAGUCCUGCAGAAGACCACUUCAGAAACUCAAUCAAAAAAGCCCAGGAGCAACAGAAGAAGGUGGUGGUAGCUGGUUGUGUUCCACAGGCCCAACCUCGAAUGGAUUAUCUCAAAGGGCUCAGCAUCAUAGGGGUCCAACAGAUUGAUCGAGUGGUAGAGGUGGUGGACGAGGCUGUUAAAGGUCACUCCGUUCGUCUUUUGGGCCAGAAGAAAGAUGGAGGUCGGAGGCUAGGGGGGGCCAGACUGGACCUGCCCAAGAUAAGGAAAAACCCUCUGAUUGAAAUCAUCUCCAUUAACACAGGGUGCCUGAAUGCGUGUACCUACUGCAAGACAAAGCAUGCCAGAGGAGACCUGGCCAGCUAUCCUAUAGAAGAGCUGGUUGAGAGAGCGCAACAGUCUUUUCAAGAGGGAGUGUGUGAAAUCUGGCUGACCAGUGAGGACACAGGAGCUUAUGGUCGAGACAUCGGGACUGACCUGCCCACGCUACUGUGGAGGCUGGUGGCGGAAAUUCCGGAAGGGGCCAUGCUCAGGCUCGGUAUGACCAACCCACCCUAUAUCCUGGAACACCUUGAGGAGAUGGCCAAGAUACUGAAUCAUCCGCAUGUCUACGCCUUCCUUCACGUUCCUGUGCAGUCGGCCUCGGACAGCGUGCUCAUGGACAUGAAGAGAGAGUAUUGCAUUGAUGACUUCAGAAGAGUGGUUGACUUCUUGAAAGAGCGGGUCCCAGGUGUAACAAUUGCGACAGAUAUAAUCUGCGGCUUUCCUGGCGAGACAGAGGAAGACUUCAGAGAAACUAUAGACCUGGUGAAACGUUAUCGAUUCCCCAGUCUCUUCAUCAAUCAGUUCUACCCCAGACCUGGGACGCCAGCCGCCAAGAUGGAGCAAGUGCCUCCACACGUGAAGAAACAACGGACAAAAGAACUAUCGCAACUAUUUCACUCCUACAACCCUUAUGACCACAAGGUUGGGGAGAGACAACAUGUGUUGGUGACAGAGGAGUCCUUUGAUUCCCAAUAUUAUGUGGCUCACAACAGGUUCUAUGAACAGGUACUGGUGCCCAAGAGGUUAGAGUUCAAAGGGAAAAUGAUUGAAGUUGACAUUUACGAGGCAGGAAAACACUUCCUGAAAGGACGACCGGUGGAAGACAGUAAACCUUUCACUCCCUCCAUCGCUGCCCCACUUCAAAAAGGAGAAGUGUCUGGCCUGAUGCAGGUGCAGAUGGCAAAUGGUGUCCAAGGUCCCUCUUCUAUGUCUUCCUCUCUUUUGUUGACGGGGUCUUACAAUGUGGACCGAGAGCUAUUGAAGAGGCUGGGUGUCGGACUGACGCUGGCGGCUGCCUUACUGGCUUUUAUUGUGGAGAGGAUCUAUUAGCGGCGCAAGCGUACGCCGGAAGACGAGUCGUAACCAGGGAGAGGACGGCGACAUAAUUGGGGUCUUAACAGCAUGAAUGGCAGCGACGUCAUCAAAUUCUCCUACCUGUUUCUUUCUGUGCUAUGUGCACUCAAAGAGGGGAAAGGACACCUCGUUUGGCUGACUUUUUUUUCUUUGAAUCUCACUUCAUUUGGCCAUUAUUUGAGUCAUUGUGUUAAAAGCGAAUAAACGUUUUUCUUUCAGUACAAACUGUCUCCAUCCUGAAGUGCUGUUCUUCAAUUGUCUUGAUGGAACACCCAAGUGACCUCCUCGUGGUCGACAGCUACGUUUGCCCGUGUGCUGCUUGUGGACUUCUAGACUCACGCUCAGGUUUCUACACCAAGUUAAUGAGCUGUAUCCCAAGUUAAUGAGCUGUAUCCAAACGCCGAUACUGUGUUUGAUUUUCACAGUAAAGAGUCUUGACAGUUGAUUUCUUGGAAACAUGUAAUUCUCUCAUUAAACAUCAUUUGGCAUUUUUAUGAAUGCGCUACAGAAUGAAACCAUUUUAACAAAC